CGGCGCUCGGUUCCUCACGCUUAGAGGACAGAUGUGCCUGCGGGUCGGAGCGCGCGGACCUGAGCGCCGGUGAAGCUUUUGGAAAGGGCAAGGCGGCGGCGACGAGAUGCAAGCGGAGGAGCCCUGCGCCCCGGGAGUGCCCGGUGCCCCCGGUGCCCAGGGAAAGCAGCCCGCGCCGGGCCCUGACGCACGCCUGUCUAGCCAGCUGCUACCCGAGCUGUACACCUUUGUGGCGCGCGUGCUGUUCUACCUGGCGCCCGUCUACCUAGCCGGCUACCUGGGGCUCAGCAUAACCUGGCUGCUGCUUGGCGCCCUGCUGUGGAUGUGGUGGCGCAGAAACCGCCGCGGGAAGCUCGGGCGCCUGGCAGCCGCCUUCGAAUUCCUGGACAACGAACGCCAGUUCAUCAGUCGCGAGCUGCUGGGCCAGCACCUGCCUGCCUGGAUCCACUUUCCAGACGUGGAGCGUGUCGAGUGGGCCAACAAGAUCAUCUCCCAGACCUGGCCCUUCCUAAGCAUGAUUAUGGAAAACAAGUUCCGGGAGAAACUCGAGCCCAAGAUCCGGGAGAAGAGCGUUUGCCUGAGGACCUUCACCUUCACCAAGCUCUACUUUGGACAGAAGCCUCAAGGGCACUCGUUCUGGGCUCCUUGUGCCUAUCACUUGACAAGAGCCACCAGUAGAUCUCAGGCUCCUGAUGACGUUACCCCUCCUACCAACAACCCAGAUGAAAGGCUGGAUGUAAACAGUGGGGCUGCUCUGUGUUCUCUGGGAAGAGACCCCAGCAGAGAUGGGGCGGGGGCACUGCAGUGCUACAUUGGGGACUGCGAGAUCAGUGUGGAGCUGCAGAAGAUGCAGGCUGGUGUGAAUGGGAUCCAGUUGCAGGGCACACUGCGGAUCAUCCUGGAUCCCCUCCUGGUGGACAAGCCCUUCGUGGGAGCUGUGACCUUGUUCUUCCUUCAAAAGCCGCACCUGCAGAUCAACUGGACGGGCCUGACCAACCUGCUCGAUGCACCAGGGAUCAACGAGGUGUCAGACAGCCUGCUGGAGGACCUCAUCGCUGCCCACCUGGUGCUGCCCAACCGCGUGACUGUGCCAGUGAAGAAGGGGCUGGAUGUGACCAACCUGCGCUUCCCUCUGCCCUGCGGAGUGAUCAGAGUCUACUUGCUGGAGGCAGAGAAACUGGCCCAGAUGGACCACUUCCUGGGGAUCCAAGGCAAGUCAGACCCCUAUGCCAAGGUGAGCAUUGGCCUGCAGCAUUUUCGGAGCAAGACUAUCUACAAGAACCUGAACCCGACCUGGAAUGAGGUGUUUGAGUUCAUAGUGUAUGAAGUCCCUGGGCAGGACCUGGAGGUAGACCUAUAUGAUGAGGAUUCCAACAGGGACGACUUCCUGGGCAGCCUGCAGAUCUGCCUCGGGGACGUCAUGAUGAACAGAGUGGUGGAUGAGUGGUUUGUCUUGAACGACACAACCAGCGGGCGGCUACAUCUGCGGUUAGAGUGGCUUUCACUGAUCGCUGACCCCGAAGCUCUGACUGAGGACCAUGAUGGCUUGUCCACCGCCAUCCUCGUGGUCUUCUUAGAGAGCGCCUGCAACCUGCCGAGAAAUGCUUUUGACUACCUGAAUGGCGAAUAUCGAACCAAAAAGCUCUCUAGGUUUGCCAAGAAUAAGGUGAGCAGAGACCCCUCUUCCUAUGUCAAGCUGUCUGUGGGCAAGAAGACAUAUACAAGCAAGACCUGUCCCCGAAGCAAGGACCCUGUGUGGAGCCAGGCGUUCUCCUUCUUUGUGCAAAAUGUAGCAGCUGAGCAGCUGAAUCUCAAGGUGCUCGAUGAUGACCACGAGUGUGCUCUGGGAGUGCUGGAGCUCCCCCUGUGCCAGGUUCUCCCCUGUGCAGACCUUACCCUCGAGCAGCGCUUUCAGCUGGACCACUCAGGCCUGGACAGCCUCAUCUCCAUGCGGCUGGUGCUUCGGUUCCUACGUGUGGAAGAACGAGAGAUUGGGAGCCCAUACACAGGACCUGAAGCCUUAAAGAAAGGUCCUCUCUUCGUUAAGAAGGUGGCCACCGACCAGGGCCCCAAAGCUCCACCCCAGGGAGAGGGCCCUGCAGAUUUGCCAUGCCCCCCAGACCCUGCUUCUGAUACCAAGGAAGCCUCCAAGAGCAUCACGACAACCAUCAGUACCACCACUACUGUCACCGAGCCCACCCCCCAAGAGACAGGCCCAGAGCCCAAAGGCAAAGACAGUGCCAGAGGGUUCUGUGAGCCCAUGGGCAAGAAGAAGAGUUCGGCCACCAUCUUCCUGACUGUCCCAGGCCCCCACUCUCCAGGGCCCAUCAAGUCACCCAGACCCAUGAAAUGCCCUGCCUCCCCAUUCGUAUGGCCGCCCACGAGGCUGGCUCCCAGCAUGUCCUCGCUCAACUCCCUGGCCUCUUCCUGCUUUGACCUGACAAAUAGCAGCCUCAACAUUGAAGGCGGGGAUCACAGGCAGCGAAGGCUGGGUGAGAUUCAGCUCACAGUGCGCUAUGUGUGUCUGCGGCGCUGCCUCAGCGUGCUAAUCAAUGGCUGCAGAAACCUGACACCCUGUACCAGCAGUGGAGCUGAUCCCUAUGUCCGUGUCUACUUGUUGCCAGAAAGGAGGUGGGCUAGUCGUAAGAAGACCUCAGUGAAGAGGAAGACCCUGGAACCCCUGUUUGAUGAGACGUUUGAAUUUUUUGUUCCCAUGGAGGAAGUGAAGAAGAGGUCACUAGAUGUUGCAGUGAAAAACAGUAGGCCACUUGGCUCAAACAGAAGGAAGGAGCUAGGAAAAGUAAGUACAAGAAGGACUCUUGGUACUGUCCUCCUAGCACUCUAGCUGGAGUUCAU
Pteropus alecto (black flying fox) is the source of this 2856-nucleotide messenger RNA. It is a transcript of the gene ESYT3, whose product is annotated as extended synaptotagmin 3. The transcript has 21 exons. Gene Ontology annotation, molecular function: lipid binding. Lineage: Eukaryota; Metazoa; Chordata; Mammalia; Chiroptera; Pteropodidae. The coding region runs from base 107 to 2845 and encodes 912 amino acids. The record is from RefSeq and is a predicted model, not a curated record. Gene Ontology annotation, biological process: lipid transport.